Messenger RNA from Cladocopium goreaui, 720 nucleotides. NCBI's taxonomy places the organism in Eukaryota, Dinophyceae, Suessiales, Symbiodiniaceae. The record is from the annotation of a GenBank genome assembly.
UCCGAAGACACGCUUCGAGUUUUUUCACUUUGACUCCCUCCUGGCACGCUGGACAUUGUCUCUCUUGCCUAGGACCGGCAUUUGCGCCUUUGAUGGAUGAAGCGCACUAUUUCACACGAGGCAGAAGCAGCGGUGCAUCGACUUCGCGACUUGGGCUUCACUCCGGCCUCAGCCGGGGCUUUACCGAGCCAAGGGGGUCUGAGUCCUCUUGCUGUUCUUGGGCUUGCCGAUGCCAGCUGUUGGCAGCAGGUCCGACAGGCCUUUGUCGGGCGCCUGCGGCAAUUUCCUCCAGAGCAAUUCCCCGAGGAAUUUGUGAUCAUUGUCGACGCGUACAAAAUGCUGAAACGGCGUUUUCAAAGUGCACAAGAAGAGGAUGCCAAUGGCCAAGGCGGCCAAGGCAAGAGGCGAAGGAAGAUGGAGGAGCCUGGAGCCAAUUGUGCGCCACAGCCUGUCGUCACACUCGACAUCAUGGAUUGUGCAGGAGUGGUCCAUGGCUACGCACCAAGACAGCCAAGACAGAUUGCACCUACCGUCCCAGUGCCUGUUAGUGGAGUUGGCAUUGGCCAAGUUGUGAACACCAACGUGCCUGCGGCCUCAACAGGAGCAAUGUGCACUCAUUGAGAGCAGUUCACUUGCACAUUGGCAGCAGAUCCCGGGGCCAAAAUCACUGGAGCUGGAAGCAACUGACAGUGUUUUCACUGACAUGGUCCCUACGUUCCA